AUGCUAGACUACGAAGACGACGCGUCUAGACGCGAAAAGUGCUACACCACAGUGUCCCAGCUGCCAGCCUUCAUCGACCCCAAGCAGCCUCCAACCAAGAAAGCACCUUUUUCAGCUAUCCUGAACCACUCCUUUGUGCAUACGGUAGAUGUCAUUUUCCCGAAAGAGGUUUAUGCGUCCAUUGAGGGUCCCUUGAAAGAAAAGACCCCGACGCUUCGAUAUGCCAGAGUGUUCAUGCCUCUUUCUUCCCUGCUUGAGGCUGAUUUUUUCAAUACAUAUAUCAAGUCUGGAAAUAUUCUCAUGAUAUCCGAAGGACGACCAGGAACAGACAAUGUGUUCACUCUCCAGGAUGGCAUUUUGAAGCUGGAGCUUGGCAAGGAUUCUUAUGAAAGAACUGGUCUCACUGGGAAGCCCAUCCGCAGUGGUGGAAGGAAACACGAAAAGGAAAGAUAUCUCGUGGAAAUCAACCUGCGUUUGCCUUCAAUGCUGCACGGCAAGAAGGGUUUCGAGAAGAUUGAGUGGGCAUUCAAUAAUGUCCUCAACAAUUCUGUCACUUGGCUAUUCUACGAUCUGGCGUCCAAGUCGAGCGUCUCGACAGAAGGGGAUGGCCCAAUCCAAAAGCAUCAGCCGCAAAUCAUCGAAUGCAACUCUGUGAAUAUUUCUCACAACAAUAUUCUCGCCCCAUCUUUUCAAGACUUGAACAUUACAGAAGAAACAUCUGAAGAAGAUAUGCAAGAUAGCUACGGCACGAUUUCAGAAUGGCUCGCAAUGAUUGCCCUCGAGUCCCCUCGAGUAUCUGCCGACGAUGAUAUCGACCCGUAUUUAAGCCGCUACAGUGUCGAUGGCGCUGAAUCAUCGGACUUCGUCAGCUUGAAAUGGCACGGAUUCGUCCCCUCCAACUGGAUUAUGCAAUUCUUUGUUAAUCUUCUACGAGAGACUACCUCGAAACUCGCUCCUGCAGGUGCUUGGUUUGCUCUGUCGUCGAGUGCAAUGGGGAAAGCCGCUGUUGAAGGGAAGGAUGGGUAUACGAUCAUGGCCCUGCCGUCCAAUUCCCAUGACGAUUCCUCGAGUAAUGCAGGGGAAAAUCGUCGCCGUUUUGUCUGCUGGGAGUUUGUUGGGGCGUCCGUAUUAUAG
Molecule: messenger RNA, 1134 nt
Organism: Aspergillus wentii DTO 134E9
Lineage: Eukaryota; Fungi; Ascomycota; Eurotiomycetes; Eurotiales; Aspergillaceae
Product: ribonuclease P protein subunit p40
Exons: 7
Coding region: 1-1134 (377 amino acids)
Biological process (GO): tRNA 3'-end processing; tRNA 5'-leader removal; endonucleolytic cleavage in ITS1 to separate SSU-rRNA from 5.8S rRNA and LSU-rRNA from tricistronic rRNA transcript (SSU-rRNA, 5.8S rRNA, LSU-rRNA)
Cellular component (GO): multimeric ribonuclease P complex; ribonuclease MRP complex
Molecular function (GO): ribonuclease MRP activity; ribonuclease P activity
Source: RefSeq, a predicted model, not a curated record